Biomphalaria glabrata is the source of this 5337-nucleotide messenger RNA. RefSeq names its product SH3 domain-containing protein 19-like. The coding region runs from base 162 to 3497 and encodes 1111 amino acids. Gene Ontology annotation, biological process: plasma membrane tubulation; actin cortical patch localization; endocytosis. Gene Ontology annotation, molecular function: lipid binding; protein binding. The record is from RefSeq and is a predicted model, not a curated record. NCBI's taxonomy places the organism in Eukaryota, Metazoa, Mollusca, Gastropoda, Planorbidae. Gene Ontology annotation, cellular component: medial cortex; Rvs161p-Rvs167p complex; actin cortical patch. The transcript has 18 exons.
CAUCUAUCUAUAAUCAAAUAAAGACUACAAAAGCUUUGUAAAUUUUAGUGACUAUUCUGACUUUAAAUUUGAAUGUGAUUCUUCAAAAUGACACGAAUUAUUUCCCUGAUUUUAGAGAUGUAUCGUUAAAGGAAUAUAUUUGAUGUGAAGUUCGUUUUAAUAUGAGUGAUUUAAUAGAUACCUCGGAAAAUAAUGUGGGAGUUGCCCCACUUCCUCCUGCAAGAAAGAGGACCAAACCUACUGUGAUAAGACCGGCCUCUAAAACUCAAGAUGCUGCAUCCGCCCAGCAAGCACCUCCUCCAAGGCCUGCUCCACCUGCACCUCCUGGGGCCAGACCUCCUCCCCCAGCCGUACACAGACCUCCUCCCCCACCUACACAACGACCAAGUACAGAGGCUCAGAUUAACAAACCUGGGAAUGAUCAGCAGUCGCUGAAUACGAGAAAUUCUGUCAAUGGUUCGACCAGUCCAGCCGUUACAAAGUCUGGUUCAGUUAAAAAAAAGCUUGAAAUAACAAUAGUCGAUGCAAGGCCUAUGAGUGAAGCCGGGUUUAGAGACAUGAAAGGUGGUCUCACAUCACCGUCACUAUCGACAGGAAAUGAGAAAAGCAUACCUAAACCAGAAGUGACCGGAAUGGAAGAACAAGAAGGACCCCCAAAACCAAGUCGUGUCUCGAUAAUUAGACCAGCUGUAAAGCCCAAUGAGAUUAUCCCACCACCUAAACCAUCCAGGCCAGAAGUGGGGCUCUCUACUCAAGAGGUGGCACCCUCUACUCAACAGGAGCAUUCAGAAUCGCUGACCAGUAAAGAAAAUGAUGUUCCACCAAGGCCUAUGAGGCCAACCAUCAUAAGACCCCAGUCCCAGUUACACAAGUCAACAGAUCAAAAGCCUUCUGAACAACCCCCUAUGGUCCCUCAAAGUCGACCCAAAGCUUCACAAAUAUCCACUGAUACGAUUGAUCCGCCGAAACUUAGUCCAAGUCCUAGACCGAGAAGCACAGUUUUCUCUUCCAUUGAGUCAAAUAAAUCUAGCUCUUCAGUAGAAACUAAAAGUGCUCCUGUGCCGUCACCACGUCCUACACCUAGAGUUUCCAAAGAUGUUGCCUCAAAGCCUGAGAUCAGCACAGACACAAGACUAGAAUCGUCACAGAAAACUGAUUCGUCCACAUUUGGUUUACAAGAGAAACCUCAGACUAUUAAACCACCUCUGCCAGAACCUCCGCAGCGUCCCAAGAGACCUUCAGCUCAGCCUAAACCAAACCCGACCCCUAAACAAGACGAUGACUUUAAUGAUGUUGGCCCUCUAUAUGCUAAAAUUGUAAAGCCUUCUAAAAAAUCUACUAGCGAUGAAUCACCUGUUAAUGAGGUCAACGACAUUACAUCUGAACUGGGGUCACAUUUCCAGGUCAAGUUACGCUCAACAACCUCUGUAGAAGAAGCAAGUCCCACUGAAUCUGCUAAUAAAGAUUCAUCAAAUCAAAGACACUCACAGGCCAUGGGUUUACCAAAACCUGUCCCCAAACCUAAACCUUUAAGCAGAUCUGACUCUGGAAAAGCCAAAAUUCCAGAAGCUGAGUCAGUACCAGAAGAUGUAUUUAAUGAGAAAAACAGUGAAGCAGUGCUUAGACCUAAAUCAAAUGUGCCUACUCAAGCAGCCAACAAUGAUGAAAUCAAACCUGGGCACAUAUCAGAACAUUUUUUGUCUAAAUUUGAGCAUACCGGAAGCUUGGAUGAUUCCCAACUACCUUCUGAGAAGUAUGUUCCACCACUUCCAGUUAAGAGACCAGUCACUUUUAUCGGUGCACCACAGAGGAAUAAAGUGACAGACUCUUGCACUGACUGCACUGAUCAUUGUAACAAUAAAACAGGUGAAGAUGUUAAGAUGGCACCAGAGAUUAAAGAUCACACUCAAGAGAAACCAAUGCCUGUUGCCAUCACGUCAAAAGGGGCAUCUACUCCUCAAGGGAAUAGUUCUGAUAUGAAAAAACCUGCAAGGCCAAGUAGACCCUCACCACCUUCUGGCGGAGGAUCACCACAACCCCUGCACCUAGGACCAAGUGUUGAUCCAACUCUCAAGCAGCAGCCAAGUCUGUCUGAGGAGGUCAAGCCUCGGAGACCUAGUGGGCCUUCACCGCUGCUACCACCAGCUGGGGGUCAACGUCCUGAAGAGAAAGAGAAAGAUAUUGCAAGUAACAUUCAAGAAAAACCUGGCACAUUGUCUGCUUCCAAAGCUGCCAAACCAGUUGUGUUACCUAGGCGACCAGGACCUGGCCAUCCUCUGUAUCACUAUAUGUCCAAAGAGCCCCAUGGCAUAGCUGUCCAUGGCUAUACUGCCCGCCAGGAGGAUGAACUCAGCUUUAAGGUUGGUGACACAGUUCUUUUAGUGAGAAAAGAAGAUGAGCAUUGGCUGGUUGGCAAGUUUGGCGGCAAGGAAGGACUUUUCCCUGCCAACUAUGUGCAAGUCAAAUGUCCACUUCCAGAGGAGAAUUCAACAUCUGGGCUUGCCCAGUCAAUUGUUGGAAAUGACAUUGGAGCUUGUGCCCCGACUAACUCAGUCAAAGGUCCAAGAUGUAAAGCAAGAUUUGAUUUUGACGGUGAAGGGGACGGUGACCUUGCCCUUGAAGACGGCGAUGUGGUGCAAAUCAUAGAAAGAGUAGGGACAGAGUGGUUGAGGGGUGAGAAGAAAGGUCGCAGGGGUAUCUUUCCUGUUUCCUUUGUUGAAAUCAUUGAGGAUCUGCCGAGCAACGAAGCCUUGUCCAUGCCAGUCACGGCCAUCGCUGAUUUCAAUGGACAAGAAGGGGAACUCUCUUUCUCAUCUGGUGAUACGAUAAAUGUCUUGAGUCAAGUCAACAAUGAAUGGUUGCAAGGAGAGUUCCAAGGAAAGAAAGGAAGAUUCCCAGCAUCCUUUGUCAGUCACAUUCCUAUCAAUUUGCCUGAAUACAGACCAUACAAAAAGCCUCAAACCAAAGCAUCUGGAGUAACAUCUACAAUCCAAGGGAAGCAACUUGAUUUGAUACCUCAGGAGCAGACGUUUGACCAGCAACCACAAGAAGCUGAUGAGCUAAUCACUGAUGGGCCAGUGUUAGUGCAGCGUUCUAAAGAAACUGUUAAAGGUUAUUGCCGAGGAAGAUUUGAUUACCUUGACCCUCCCCUGGGUGACCUAGGCUUCAAGGCUGGUGACAGGAUUGAGAUUCUAGAGUUUUAUGGUGAGGACUGGGCUCGAGGACGUCUGGGCAAGAAGGAAGGAAUGAUUCCACUCAAUCUGGUGGCCGAGGAAAUCAUAGAACCAGACAUUAUUAUUGAACCAGAAGUGAAAAUAGAGUACGGGAAAGUCAUCCAUGAUUUCCAAGGAGAAACAGAGAAUGACUUGUCACUCAAGGAAGGUGAUGUGAUAGAGAUGGAGGAAAUAGCAGACACCAAAGGCAACUGGAGGUGGGGACGUCUGAAUGGAAAGAGGGGAAUGUUUCCUGUCAUAUUUGUAGAACUCUUGCUUAAGUAGAGUUUAGCAAAAUCUAUAUUUGUAGAACUCUUGCCUAAGUAGAGUUUAGCAAAAUCUAUAUUGUAGAACUCUUGCCUAAGUAGAGUUUAGCAAAGUCUAUAUUUGUAGAAGUCUCGCCUAAGUAGAGUUUAGCAAAGUCCAGCAGAUGUAGCUAUUUCCCCUGAACACCAAGAGCUGUGACUAACCCUUUGCCCAGCCUGACCUAGAUAAAUUGUAAAUAUAAGUAGAUGCUUUUGUACAUAGCUAACACUUUUAAUAUUUGUACAUCGCAUAAAACAUACGCAUAGCUUUUGUUGAAAUUGCUUAUUAGAGCAAUAAUAUAUUUAUAUUUGUUAACUUAUGUUGAAACUGUCAUUUGUUAUUUAUAAUAAUAGCUGCCCUUGCAACUGGUUAAUUCUAUAAAAAUCUUGUAACUUGUAACAAAAUAAAUAUUUUUCUGGGUUACUGUGAGAUAUGGGUGUGUAACAUUGGAACUUGUUUUGUAAUGAACUUUAUUUUUAUGUUUUUAUAAAAUUGUUUAUACACAUAUACAUAUAUGCAUAAACGAAGGCAGCUGGCAGAAGAUGGCCUCUGAAAGAGACAGGUGGAAAGAUCUCACAAAGGUCACAAAGACGGGUGUGGUGCAGAGGAUGGCUUUGUCUGCAUAAGAUGUCUCACAGCUUGGUUUGCAUGUCAAGUGAAUUACUGUACUCUGUCUUAAUCUUUGGAAUCCAAGACAACGCCUUAACAUGUUUAUAUAUAUUAUAUAAAUUUACAUAGUCAUAUUAUGUAAUAUUUAUUCAUAAACAUAACCAUUGUGUACAGUUAGAGAAGUAGAGUUGAGGUAUUAGAUACCAAUUAAUUAAGGGUUUGGGAAUUCUUAAGUUAACUGAGCAUUAAAGCAAUUAAUUAUUUUAUGCUAUUGGUUAAUGAGACUAUCUAUACAUGUACUAUCUAUACUUACUGGGUAGAAUGCUUCUAGUAACAAUAUUUCUCUUUAUUUGACUUUCUUUGUAGAACCUGUUGUUUUUUUUAAAUUAACGUAACUUCUGAUGACCUUCACCUUUCAGUAUUAUUGAUUUGUUGACGCACUCUCAUUGUUUCAUCUUGAUGCUCAAUAAAUUCUUUGAUGUAAGAUUUAUUUUUUUUACACUGAAAUUGUGUUUCUAUGGGACACGUCACAAUUUAUUGCAGACAAUGAAUCAAGCACAAUCGGUUAUCAACUGUUAUUUACUGAACUAUCACAUGCACUCAUUCCCACCAACACUUUAUGCUCCAGCUUUACGUCUAGUGUUGACUUAUUGCUUUACAUUCUCUCAUUAGAUCAAAGAUAGAAGAAAUCCAUGAGAUGGAUUCAGGUUUAUGUUUUAUUGUUAAUUGAUUGGUCUCCUUUAAAAUGGGUGGUCAAAGGAAUUUCUUUUCAUUGGGAUAAAGUAAAAGUGCCCCUUGUAUACCUUGCAAUCUAUGGAGGAAGAUGUUUCUAUAGCCGACAGUUAAUGAGGGUGUCAUGUGGCCAGCACACCGACCAACGGCCUUUACUUCCCCAACGUGUGUCAGGUAGAGUUAUCUCCUUUCCUAAUAUCUAAGAAGACACAAAACCACAGUGCAAAGCACCCUGGGUAAGCGGUCAUCAUUGUUACAUAAUGAACAAACUGUAUAUAAUAAUUGCUCUGUGACAUUAUUGUCUGCAACAAUUGUGAUUUUCCAGUUUCUUUGAUUUUGGAAAUAUUUUACAACACACUUUACAUCACCUUACAAUUUGAAUAUUUUAUCUAUACAUUUAUUUGAGUUUUGACUUUCUGCAUAUGAACUUACAACUAAAUUUGUUUGUAUUCAUCUGUACUGCAAUAUUUCUUUACAC